AGGGAUGAAGGCUCCAUGCGCACCCACUUUUGGCACUGUGGCACACGCGUAAAGAAGAAAAACGCACAAACUUUGGAUUUCUAACUUUUUGAAUUCUCCCAUUUUUCACCUGAACACUGGAAUCUAAACAGAUCAAAAUGAUGACCAAACCCUUCGGAAAGAGCGCGGAUGUGAGCGAGUUCGUGACCUCCCUGGCCUGGCUGGAUGAGGACGGCAGCUCCCAGGAUGGCGAGGAAAGCACCGACAUGAGCCUGAUGGCGGGUGGACGCCACCACUCCUGCACAGAGCUGGGCAGCGAGGACAUGGAGGAGGAGGAGGAGGAGGAGGAGGAGGAGGAGGAGGCGGAAGACGAGGAGGAGACUCCUGAUGGAGAAAACACUCCCAAAAGGAGAGGCCCUAAGAAGAAGAAGAUGACCAAAGCUCGGCAGGAGAGGUUUCGUGCCCGCCGCAUGAAGGCCAACGCCAGGGAGCGUUCUCGUAUGCACGGACUGAACGACGCCCUGGACAGUUUGCGCAGAGUGAUGCCCUGUUAUUCCAAAACACAGAAGCUAUCAAAGAUCGAAACAUUACGGCUGGCCCACAACUACAUCUGGGCGCUCUCUGAGGUGCUGGAGAGCGGACAGUCUCCAGAUAGCCACGGCUUCAUGGAGAUGCUGUGCAAAGGCCUCUCCCAGCCCACUAGCAACCUCGUCGCCGGCUGCCUGCAGCUGGGACCAACGCCGCUGCUCAUCAACAAGCUGGAAGACAAGUGCGGAGGCCCGGGGUCGGUUAACGCGGGGAGUCAGGCCGGCCAUCCCCUCAGCUACCCGUCCCCGGGGCUUCCCAGCCCCCCUUAUGGCUCCCUGGAGGCGUCGCACCUCCUCCACAUGAAGGGAUUCAAGGGGCAGACGUUUGACAACCCCUCCCCUAACGAGUGCAGCAGCGGCACCCCGCCGUACGACGGGCCCCUCACACCCCCGCUCAGCAUCAGUGGCAACUUUGCCCUGAAGCAGGAGCCCUCGCCAAAUGAGACGGAGAGGAACUACACAGCUCACCACGUCCAUUACCUCUCGUCCCACCACUACCCCACUUCCACGGGCGGUGGCCUACCUGGGGGGCACCAGAGCCACACUCUCUUUCAGGCCUCUCGUUACGAGCUGCCCCUGGAUGUGGCCUUUGACUCCUUCACUUCCUCUCAUCUGCUGACCUCUCAGAUGAGCAGCAUGUGAAAAUGUUCCUUUUGCAUUCACUGACUGUACAGAGACUGCUGUGAUCUGCUGUCAUCUGAGCACGCAUUUAUCUACCUGAUACCUGUCACCUUUCAAACUCUUAUUUAUUUGCUUUUCUUAUGAUUUGAAGUUGAUACCUGGUCGAUUCACAAAGAUUUUCCAACACAAAAAACAAGAGAAGAUGAUCCACUCGCCAGCCUGCAACUUCAAUUGUGCACCGAGGCCUACACAGCCAUAGAAAAAAAACCUUUAUUUAUAUCUGUAUUUAAUAUUUAUUUUGGUCACUUGUUGUUUUCUUCUCGUUUCACUGUCUUUUUGGUUCACCAGCCAGCCACUGUAUUUAAUUUAUUUAUUGAAGGUCUUUCAGGUACUUGUUUAUUUUACUGUCACUGUUUUUUGGUGUCGUUGUAAAUAUUUUGCUGUUUCGCACUUAUUUGAAUAAAUAUUCUUAUAUUAUA
Messenger RNA from Entelurus aequoreus (snake pipefish), 1666 nucleotides. It is a transcript of the gene neurod4, whose product is annotated as neuronal differentiation 4. Lineage: Eukaryota; Metazoa; Chordata; Actinopteri; Syngnathiformes; Syngnathidae. Gene Ontology annotation, molecular function: protein dimerization activity. Gene Ontology annotation, biological process: nervous system development; regulation of DNA-templated transcription. The transcript has 2 exons. The record is from RefSeq and is a predicted model, not a curated record. The coding region runs from base 138 to 1208 and encodes 356 amino acids.